Lottia gigantea (owl limpet) is the source of this 2230-nucleotide messenger RNA. RefSeq lists its product as hypothetical. The coding region runs from base 1 to 1812 and encodes 603 amino acids. NCBI's taxonomy places the organism in Eukaryota, Metazoa, Mollusca, Gastropoda, Lottiidae. Gene Ontology annotation, cellular component: Golgi apparatus. The transcript has 14 exons. The record is from RefSeq and is a predicted model, not a curated record. Gene Ontology annotation, biological process: Golgi organization.
AUGGAGAUUGGGAAAUACGAAUGUAUAAGUAGGCUAGAAAUGGGGGCAACUAGCAGUAGUUUAGGUGAUUUAGGGUCAAAUGAAUAUUUACAGAAACUGUCUGGAACUGAAGCCAUUGAUAAAAUAGAUCCUUUCUGGAAUCAACUGCUAUCAUUCUCUUUUCUCAUUCCAAUCAACACAGCCGAUUCACGAAUAUUAGAAGAAGCAACCUCUCAGACAUGUCGUAAUUUUGCCAUAAACAAUUGUCAUACUGGUAAUUUUUCUGCCUUGGUUCACAAUUUUUUAAUCCGAGCAACAGAACUGAAAGCUUCAGCACAGUGUGAAGAUAAUAUAUUUAUAUGGCAGACAUAUAAUGCAUUGUUUAUUAUCAGAAGUUUAUGUAAAUAUUUUGUGGAACAUUUAAGUGAAGAGUUAUUAUUACAACAAUUUGAUUGUAAAGCUAAUCCAAGUGAAUCUGAUGGUGAUAGUGAAGAUGAAGAAGAUGGUGCUGGAGAACAGAUGGGUUUAUUAGCUGAAGAACUGAUGAGUUCAUUAAUAGAAUUAUUGGUUGAUGUUCCUGUCCUGAAUUUUACCUAUGCCCUCCAUCUUGAAUCUUUAAAUACAUUACUGGUAUUGUUAUCAAUACAGAUGUUUCAAACACAAGCUACCAGUAAUUUUACUCUCUAUAAGUUUAUGAUGCAGGAUCAAUCUGUGACUCAGACUCCUUCCCAUGCUAUAGCUACAUUUAAAAUAGAUUUUAAUAAACUAUAUCAAACAUUAUGUGGUACAUUACGAGAUGAUCAGACCACAUUGUUAUUAUAUCUAUUAAUACAUCGUAAUCCACAGUUUAAAGAUUAUCUACUAUCUAGAACAAACAUUGAUCAACUGGUAAUGCCAUUAUUAAAGAUAUUAUACCAGGCUAUGGAACGUAAUUCACACCAUAUCUACAUGGCAUUGAUAAUAAUAUUGAUAUUAAGUGAAGAUGAUGUGUUCAAUAAAGCUAUCCAUGAAAUAACUAUAAAGAAUGUGUUAUGGUUUAAAGAAAGACCAUUAACAGAAGUAACAUUAGGCGGUUUAUUGAUAUUAGUAUUAAUAAGAACUAUACAGUUUAAUCUUAGUAGAAUGAGGGAUAAAUACCUUCACACCAAUUGUUUAGCAGCCUUAGCUAAUAUGUCUUCACAGUUUAUCAACUUACACCCUUUUGUUGCACAGAAAAUUGUCAGUUUAUUUUCUCAGUUAUGUAAGAAACAAGCUAAAUUAAUAGAACAGAUCAGUGAGUUAGCUUCUAAUAAAACUGAACCCCCUACAGAAUCUACAGAUGAUAAAGCAACUGAACCAGAAGAUGAAAGUGCUUUAUUGUUACAAGAUAUGAAUGUAUUAGAAGAAGUUAUAAGAAUGGUGUUAGAGAUUAUAAAUUCCUGUCUAGCUACAUCAUUACAUCACAAUCCAAACCUGAUCUAUACCUUACUGUAUCAACGUGAUCAGUUCUCAGCCUAUAGAACACAUCCUACUUAUCAGGAUAUCAUACAGAAUAUUGAUACUGUAUUGACAUAUUUCUCGGCACUAUUGGAGAAACAAGGAAAGAGUAAUGUUACACCUGGUGAAGUGUUAGAAUGUAUUAAACAAGGUUCCAUUAAAUUUCGUAAAGAUAGACUUCAGAAAUUUCCAGAGUUAAAGUUUAAAUAUGUAGAAGAAGAUUCACCAGAAGAAUUUUUUAUUCCAUAUAUUUGGUCGUUGGUACAUCAGUCAUCUAAUAUGUAUUUUAAUCCAACAAGAAUUAUUCUGUUUUCUGUGGGCAAUGCUGACACUGAGGGAGAACUUAAACUGGUGUAAAUAGUGAAAAUUGUGAGUUAAAUUGUGGGACAAUGGAGUAAUUUUGGAUUUUUGGGAAUUUGAAUUUUGGAUAUGUGUGAAACAAUGAAGUGGAAUUUUGUGGUGAUGUGUGUUUAGAACAAAAAGUUACAGACAAAAAUAUCAGAAUUCAGUAAAAUUGUGUAUUUAUAUGAACCACAAUGCAGUUAUUAUUCAAUACAAGCUGUAUAAAGUGUAAAGUUUAUUAGUUAAUGCUAGUGCAAUGCAAUUGACUAAAGUAGCUAGAGAUAUACAGUAUCUGAUGUAGUGAUAUGGCUUGUAAUAUAAAAUACAGAUCAGAUGAAUAUGCUUGAAAGUAAUACAAAAAAUUGAAAUAAUAGUUUGAAAUUUCGCAGCCCAAUUGUUAAGAAGAUGUUGCAGAUUUCUCAAGAGCUCCACU